AUGGAAUUUGUGUUCCUGGCCUAUCCCUCCUGCCCAGAACUGCAUAUUCUGUCCUUCCUUGGGGUCAGCCUGGUUUAUGGUUUGAUCAUCACUGGGAACAUUCUCAUUGUGGUGUCCAUUCACACAGAAACCCAUCUAUGCACAUCCAUGUACUAUUUCCUGGGCAGCCUUUCUGGGAUUGAAAUAUGCUACACUGCAGUGGUGGUGCCCCAUAUCCUGGCCAACACCCUACAGUCAGAGAAGACCAUCACUCUCCUGGGCUGUGCCACCCAGAUGGCUUUCUUCAUUGCACUGGGCAGUGCUGAUUGCUUCCUCUUGGCUGCCAUGGCCUAUGACCGCUAUGUGGCCAUUUGCCACCCGUUGCAGUACCCUCUCCUCAUGACAUUGACUCUUUGUGUCCACUUGGUUGUGGCAUCAGUCAUCAGUGGUCUGUUCCUGUCCUUACAACUGGUGGCCUUCAUCUUCUCUCUGCCAUUCUGCCAGGCUCGGGGCAUUGAGCACUUCUUUUGUGAUGUGCCACCAGUUAUGCAUGUUGUUUGUGCUCAGAGUCACAUUCAUGAGCAGUCAGUGCUGGUGGCAGCCAUACUGCCAUUCUUCCUCAUCACCACCUCCUACACCUUCAUAGUGGCUGCUCUGCUCAAGAUCCACUCAGCUGCUGGCCGCCACCGGGCCUUCUCCACCUGCUCUUCCCACCUCACUGUGGUGCUGCUGCAGUAUGGCUCCUGUGCCUUCAUGUACCUGUGCCCCAGCUCCAGCUACAACCCCAAGCAAGAUCAGUUCAUCUCACUGGUGUACACAUUGGGAACCCCACUGCUCAACCCACUUAUCUAUGCCCUGAGGAACAGUGAGAUGAAAGGGGCCGUAGGGAGAGUUCUUACCAGGAACUGCCUUUCCCAGAACAGCUAG
This is a messenger RNA of Pan troglodytes (chimpanzee), 906 nucleotides long. RefSeq names its product olfactory receptor family 10 subfamily W member 1 (gene OR10W1). Gene Ontology annotation, molecular function: G protein-coupled receptor activity; olfactory receptor activity. The record is from RefSeq and is a predicted model, not a curated record. Lineage: Eukaryota; Metazoa; Chordata; Mammalia; Primates; Hominidae. Gene Ontology annotation, biological process: G protein-coupled receptor signaling pathway. Gene Ontology annotation, cellular component: membrane.